This is a messenger RNA of Corapipo altera (White-ruffed manakin), 732 nucleotides long. RefSeq names its product otoferlin-like. Gene Ontology annotation, biological process: plasma membrane organization; synaptic vesicle priming. Lineage: Eukaryota; Metazoa; Chordata; Aves; Passeriformes; Pipridae. The annotation marks the transcript as partial. The transcript is spliced from 7 exons. Gene Ontology annotation, cellular component: presynaptic active zone membrane; synaptic vesicle membrane. The record is from RefSeq and is a predicted model, not a curated record. Gene Ontology annotation, molecular function: AP-2 adaptor complex binding; calcium ion binding.
CGCCGCUCUGUCCCCGCAGGGGAGGUCGUGGUCAGCGUGGAGCCCGAGGUUCCCAUCAGGAAGAUGGAGACGGUGGUGAAGCUGGAAGCUAAUUCCGACGCAGUGGUGAAGGUGGAUGUGAGCGAGGAGGAGAAGGAGAAGAAGAAGAAGAAGAAGAAAGGAGGAGGAGGAGGAGGAGGAGGGGAGGAGGCAGAGGAGGAAGAGCCCGACGAGAGCAUGUUGGACUGGUGGUCCAAGUAUUUUGCUUCCAUCGAGACCAUGAAGGAGCAACUCCGGCAGCAGGAAGCGGCCGCGGCAGAAGCGGAGGAGAAGGAAGAGCUGGAGCUUGGAGAGGGCUCCAAGGCCCAGGCCAGGCACAAGGACAAGGCCAAGGCACCCAAGGAGGACAAGAAGAAGAAGCAGCAGCAGGCGGCCCCCGAGCUCCCAGAGAAGAACAAGCAGAAGGUUGACGAGCUGAAGGUCUUCAACAAAGAGCUGGAGUCGGAGUUCGACAACUUCGAGGACUGGCUGCACACCUUCAACCUGCUCCGGGGCAAGAUCGGGGACAACGACGACACGGCCACGGAGGAGGAGCGGAUUGUGGGCAGGUUCAAGGGCUCCCUGUGCGUCUACAAGGUGCCGCUGCCCGAGGACGUCAGCAGGGAGACUGGACACGACCCCACCCUCGGGAUGUUCCAGGGGAUCCCCAGCAACGACCCCAUCAACGUGCUGGUCCGGGUCUACAUCGUCAGG